AUGUUUCUACAUGGUUUCCGAAGACGUUGGAUUUACGAGCGCCAUAUUCUACCGCGCGUUGCUCCGAAGAUUUUUCGCGUGGGAGCAGAUCGUGCUCCACUCGGCGUGUCGUCUGAAGUGGCCCUUUACGACUGGUGGCCAACAAAUUAUUUCUGCGUCCACGUGACCACGGAUGACACAAUCCUCCCAACAACAUGGCGACGAUGGGUUCACGUCGGGAACGCACUUCUUGCUUUCGCUCACGCCCCGGACUAUUAUUUGAACGGAAGUCAUUUUGUUCGCGUCGGCGGGCCCGACAGUCUUGAGUAUUCCUUGACGAUUCCGAGAGUCACUUUGGACGAUACAGGCGUUUACUCCGUGACGGCACGCAACGUCGUUGGCGAAGCCAAAUCCAUUCUCUCCUUGCAAAUAUUUGCGAGAGGUAAGACAAAGAGCGGAUGGCCACAUGGAGGAGCUCUGUACCCGAUUCGGAAUUUUGAUUGGUUUUACCCGCGGGCUUCUCCUGAGCUUUCUUUUGUCGGCACGACGUUGUCAAUCGCGGACCUACCGCGCCGUAGCCCGAAUUCGUCCCACAUGCAUGAAGCCCGCUUUGCUAUUGCUGUAUUGAACGAAUCGUCCUGCAUUACGGCAGCCUGCGAUUCGAUAUCUCCUCAUCGGUGUCUAGUCAAUCAUGAAGCGCAGUUAAUCAUCUCAUGGGUGGGCCCGAACCGAUUCGUUUUUAUGUCUUCGGGUCUGAUUGAUAUUCCCCCGGUCGACAGCUCGCCGCAAAUUCUAGAGGGCCUGAAAGACAUCCGCUGCUGCGACGGUGAUUCAGCUUCGUUCGAAUGUCGUGUCCGUGGGAAACCCAGUCCGAGAAUCACUUGGACCAAAGACGGCAUGGUUAUCCUGGACUCGAAAGACUUCAGGUAUGAGACCGAGGGGCAAUCUGUGCGAUUGCACCUGAACCGGGUGUACGCGGAAGACGAGGGGCUGUACGCCUGCGUCGCGGCCAACGAAAUCGGCAAGGCGAUGACGCGUGCCAAUUUGUACGUGGGUCGCGUCGGUGAAUUCGCGAUCGAGGCGCCACGUCGCCUUCGUCAUCGUAAAUACGUUAUGAAUGAUGAUGCGUGCGUCAUGUCGUCGCUGUUGGUCGUGACUGAAGACGCCCUCGGUGGGGAAAUUGCCUAA
Molecule: messenger RNA, 1167 nt
Organism: Notodromas monacha
Lineage: Eukaryota; Metazoa; Arthropoda; Ostracoda; Podocopida; Cyprididae
Source: the annotation of a GenBank genome assembly